Lynx canadensis (Canada lynx) is the source of this 2368-nucleotide messenger RNA. It is a transcript of the gene ALK, whose product is annotated as ALK receptor tyrosine kinase. The coding region runs from base 24 to 2027 and encodes 667 amino acids. The transcript has 13 exons. The record is from RefSeq and is a predicted model, not a curated record. Gene Ontology annotation, cellular component: membrane; signaling receptor complex. Gene Ontology annotation, molecular function: transmembrane receptor protein tyrosine kinase activity; ATP binding. Gene Ontology annotation, biological process: cell surface receptor protein tyrosine kinase signaling pathway; regulation of cell population proliferation; positive regulation of kinase activity. NCBI's taxonomy places the organism in Eukaryota, Metazoa, Chordata, Mammalia, Carnivora, Felidae.
CGGCCUCAAACAAUGACCCCGAGAUGGACGGGGAGGACGGGGUUUCCUUCAUCAGUCCACUGGGCAUCCUGUACACCCCAGCUUUAAAAGUGAUGGAGGGCCAUGGGGAAGUGAAUAUUAAGCAUUACCUAAACUGCAGCCACUGUGAGGUAGAUGAGUGCCACAUGGACCCCGAGAGCCACAAGGUCAUCUGCUUCUGUGACCAUGGGACAGUGCUGGCUGAGGAUGGUGUCUCCUGCAUUGUGUCCCCCACACCUGAGCCCCACCUGCCGCUCUCGCUGGUCCUCUCUGUCGUGACCUCAGCCCUUGUGGCAGCCCUGGUCUUGGCUUUCUCCGGCAUCAUGAUUGUGUACCGCCGGAAGCACCAGGAGCUGCGAGCCAUGCAGAUGGAGCUUCAGAGCCCUGAGUACAAGCUAAGCAAGCUUUGCACCUCGACCAUCAUGACUGACUACAACCCCAACUACUGCUUUGCUGGCAAGACCUCCUCCAUCAGUGACCUGAAGGAGGUGCCUCGGAAGAACAUCACCCUCAUCCGGGGUCUGGGCCAUGGUGCGUUUGGGGAGGUGUAUGAAGGUCAGGUGUCUGGAGUGCCCAGUGACCCAAGCCCCCUGCAAGUAGCUGUGAAGACGCUGCCUGAGGUGUGUUCUGAACAGGAUGAACUGGAUUUCCUCAUGGAAGCCUUGAUUAUCAGCAAAUUCAACCACCAGAACAUCGUGCGCUGUAUUGGGGUGAGUCUGCAAGCCCUGCCCCGAUUUAUCCUGCUGGAGCUCAUGGCGGGAGGAGACCUCAAGUCCUUCCUCCGGGAGACCCGUCCUCGCCCGAACCAGCCCUCCUCCCUGGCCAUGCUGGACCUUCUGCACGUGGCUCGGGACAUCGCCUGUGGCUGUCAGUAUUUGGAGGAAAAUCACUUCAUCCACCGGGACAUUGCUGCCAGGAACUGCCUCUUGACGUGUCCAGGCCCUGGCCGAGUGGCCAAGAUCGGAGACUUUGGAAUGGCCCGAGACAUCUACAGAGCGAGCUACUACCGAAAGGGAGGCUGUGCGAUGCUGCCGGUCAAAUGGAUGCCUCCAGAAGCCUUCAUGGAAGGAAUAUUUACUUCUAAAACAGACACGUGGUCCUUUGGAGUGCUGCUGUGGGAAAUAUUUUCUCUUGGAUACAUGCCAUACCCUAGCAAAAGCAACCAGGAAGUUCUGGAGUUCGUCACCAGCGGAGGACGGAUGGACCCACCUAAGAACUGUCCUGGGCCCGUAUACCGGAUAAUGACCCAGUGCUGGCAACAUCAGCCUGAAGAUAGGCCCAACUUUGCCAUAAUUUUGGAGAGGAUUGAAUACUGCACCCAGGACCCAGACGUGAUCAACACCGCUUUGCCCAUAGAGUAUGGCCCACUCGUGGAGGAGGAAGAAAAGGUGCCCAUGAGGCCCCAAGACCCGGAGGGUAUGCCUCCUCUCCUAGUCUCCCCUCCACAAGCUAAACGGGAGGAAGGGCAGGAUCCAGCUGCCCCGCCCCCUCUGCCUUCCACUUCCUCCGGCAAAGCCUCCAAGAAACCUACGGCCGCGGAGCUCUCUGUUCGCGUCACCAGAGGGCCCGCCGUGGAAGGGGGACACGUUAAUAUGGCGUUCUCUCAGUCCAACCCGCCAUCAGAGCUACACAAAGUCCAGGGAUCCAGAAACAAACCCACCAGCCUAUGGAACCCAACUUAUGGCUCAUGGUUUACAGAGAAACCCACCAAAAAGAACACUCCUCCGGCAAAGAAGGAGCACCAUGAGAGAGGAAACCUGGGACGUGAGGGAAGCUGUACCGUCCCACCGAACGUUGCAACUGGCAGACUUCCGGGCGCCUCUCUGCUCCUAGAACCAUCCUCGCUGACUGCCAACAUGAAGGAAGUGCCUCUGUUCAGGCUACGUCACUUCCCGUGUGGAAAUGUCAACUAUGGCUACCAGCAACAGGGCUUACCUUUAGAGGCCACCACUGCCCCUGGAACCAGUCAUUACGAGGACACCAUUCUGAAAAGCCAGCCUGGGCCCUGAGCCCACUGGCACUCAUUUAUCUUCCUUGGGAACCCUGAGCCCGUGGAGGAGGGACAGGAAAUGGCUCCCCCACAACCAGAGACCAAACGUCGCUUUUCAUUUUGUGCCAACUUGUUUUGAAGUGCCACAGAAACAGCUGUAUUUUCAAAACGCUUUAGGAAAAGGUUUCGAGCAUGGGUUCAUCUCAUUCUUUCAAAAGAAGAAAAAUAUCACAAAGACAAGCGAGAAACACAAGGCCCCGACUUGGGGGCGUUUGAUGUAUGCUGCCUCCUGCUUCUCUCAAACUGUGUGUGCUCUGCCUCAGUGCAGUCAGAAUUCGCUGCUCAUGUGUCUCAUAGUCG